Messenger RNA from Oryzias melastigma (Indian medaka), 2052 nucleotides. RefSeq names its product leucine-rich repeat-containing protein 74A. NCBI's taxonomy places the organism in Eukaryota, Metazoa, Chordata, Actinopteri, Beloniformes, Adrianichthyidae. The transcript is spliced from 13 exons. Gene Ontology annotation, molecular function: protein binding; calcium ion binding. Bases 1 to 1932 code for a protein of 643 amino acids. The record is from RefSeq and is a predicted model, not a curated record.
AUGUCAGUACUUUCUAUUGAGACACUAAGCUUAAAAGAGCCCGACUGUCCCGCUGAGCCCCAAGAUUUGGACUACGAAUUUGACAAAGACUGGAAUCCAGAUGAAAACAAGAAAAACAAAACAGUGUCUGCAGCUGAGGUGUACAUGCAGGCCUGUAGGUUGGAGCGUGUGAUUCCUGUCUCUCAGUUUGUACGUAACAUUGGCACGGCAACCAUGACGCUCAACCACUGUGGCCUCGGACCUUCAGGGUGCAAGGCAAUUGCUACGGCUUUAGUGGGAGAUACCCAAAUCCAUACUCUUGAAUUGGCCGGGAAUUACAUUCAAGCAGAAGGAUCCAGAUACCUAAUGCAGCUGUUAAGGUUUAAUAGCAGCAUUGAGCACCUGGAUUUAUCCAACAACCAUUUAAAGUCUGAUGGCGCUGAAUGGAUGGCCAAAAUGUUGUCUGACAACAUUUCACUGAAAACUAUUAAACUUUCAGGCAGCAAAUUUGUAGAUGAUGAUGCCAAACAUUUUGCGGAUGCCUUGUCAACAAAUUCCAGGUUAAAGGAGCUUGACUUGAGCCAUAAUGAGUUCUGUGGAAAAGGAGGAGAGUAUUUGGGGCAACUAUUGGCAAACAAUGAAGGCCUCGAGGUGCUGGACCUCAGCUGGAAUCACCUUAGAAUGAAAGGAGCUGUGGCUUUUUGUGCCGGGCUAAAGGUGAAUACAACCCUGAAACACCUUGAUUUAUCGUGGAAUGGUUUUGGAAAUGACGGCGCUUUGGCGAUUGGAGAAGCUCUUAAAUUCAACAAUACUCUCGUGCAUCUUAACCUCAACAACAAUCGUCUCACCAAUGAGGGCGUCAGUAUGCUGUGCAGGGGUCUGGAGUACAAUGACACUCUUCAAGUACUGCUGCUGGCUUAUAACUCUUUAACAGUAGAGGGUGCCCUCGUCCUGGUCAACAUAGUGAAGAAUACACCCAAAACUGCCUUGGAUGAGAUCGAUUUAUGCAAUGUGCAGGUGAAUCAGAACUUUGUGCAUUUGCUGGAAGUGACGCGUCAGGAGCAUCCGGGUCUGAAAGUUCACUAUCGAGGUGUGGGGGGCUUUAUUGCUAAAAAGCCUCAAAAACGGAUAGAUCCAAUGAAAGUCGUCCAGGAUUAUCUGGAUAAACGGAAGCUGCGCCUGUGGGAUUUCUUUCGGAAUAUCGACAAAGAUGGCACAAUGCAAGUCCCUGUGACGGAUUUCAGAAGAGCAAUCCAGCAAUCCAGCAUUCCUUUGGAUGGGUAUCAGGUUGAGGAGCUGAUUCAGAGACUGGAUCGUGGCAGGACUGGAAUGGUCGACUACAGGGGACUGGCAGAUACAAGGAAGCAAAUGAUGAGAGAUCAUCGCCUCCAGUUGAAGAAAGUUGAGUCACGCCAGAAAAAAGAGAAGCAGAAGAGUGACCGUAUCCUCAAAACGUUCCAGAGCGCCGUGGAAGCCGUCACACCUCACAGCUCCAUGGUCAUUUCUCCAGGAGGGGCCAAAGAGGAGUCAGGUGGUCCUCAGCCUUUCUCUGCAACCCCUCUUAGCUCAUGGCACCACAUCGUCAUGUCCAACAGCAGCAGAUACUCUGUUACCAACCUGAGCAGUGAGCACGUCCACUUACCAACGCUGGGAGGGGCCUCAUCGUACCGCGUUGCCAGUUCUCCGGCGAUGCUGUCACUCUCUCAGCCCAACCUGAUCCCAGAUUCUCCUCAGUCGGCUGCUGCGAAGACAGUUUCUGCUCAGGGCGUUCGGUCUGAUCCAGAGAUAAGUCACAGCAAAUUAAGUCCCAUGACUGACAGCCUAACAAGGUCCAGACCUGCACUUACUAUCAAGCAUCCAGAGGAAAAAGCCAAAACUAAAAAAGUUAAGAAAAAGAAACCAACAAAAGCUCCAAAUAAAGACUCAAAGAAUCAUUCAAAAGCUGGAAAAUAAUACAAAGUUGUAUGAUGUGGAAUUUUUUUCUUUACAGAAGCGAUAUUAAUAUUAACAAAAUAUAUCAAUGAAUAAAUAAGGACAGUCCAUUUAAAGUGGCCUCUUCCAGUCAUUGUGUGA